Molecule: messenger RNA, 265 nt
Organism: Protobothrops mucrosquamatus (brown spotted pit viper)
Lineage: Eukaryota; Metazoa; Chordata; Lepidosauria; Squamata; Viperidae
Product: colipase-like
Exons: 2
Coding region: 17-265 (82 amino acids)
Biological process (GO): digestion; lipid catabolic process
Cellular component (GO): extracellular region
Molecular function (GO): enzyme activator activity
Source: RefSeq, a predicted model, not a curated record
UGGCUGCCCAGAAUCAAUGGACAGACUUUGGAUUUUGUUACUGCUGACACUUGCCUUGGCAGAGGCUUCUGUUCAUCCAAGAGGACUGGUUCUUAACUUAAGUCUAUAUGAAGUUUACUACAAGUGCCCUUGUGAGAGCGGCUUAAUCUGUGAUACUGAUCGGACCAUUGUGGGAAGCAUUGUCAAUUCUGACUUUGGCAUUUGCAAGGACCCAUCAAAUAAAAUCAGCAGUGAAAAAAAAGAAAGAAAGAAGUAUGAUGGAUAG